Messenger RNA from Geodia barretti, 1956 nucleotides. NCBI's taxonomy places the organism in Eukaryota, Metazoa, Porifera, Demospongiae, Tetractinellida, Geodiidae. The record is from the annotation of a GenBank genome assembly.
AUGACCAACCCGCUCAUCUGGGCACUGCUGGUGAUCACGAUCGGGUUCGGUGCCAUCGGCUUCACCGACGACGCGAUGAAGCUUCUGAAUCGCAGCCACCGCGGACUGAACAUCCGCAUCAAGGUCGCCGCCGAGCUGGUGCUUGCGCUGGGAGUCGUCUUCUGGGUCACGAUGAUUCUGGAGGCGCCGCUCGAUCACGGCCUCGCGCUGCCGUUCGUGAAGUCGCUGCUGAUCGACAUCGGCUGGUUCUCGGUGCCCUUCGCCGUCUUCGUCGUCAUCGGCUCGUCCAAUGCCGUCAACCUGACCGACGGCCUCGACGGCCUGGCGAUCGUGCCGAUCAUGGUCGCCGCCGCCUGCUUCGCGCUGAUCGCCUACGUGGUGGGCAACAGCGUGUUCACCGACUAUCUCCAGGUCCACCACGUGCCAGGCUCCGGCGAGCUUGCAGUCUUCUGCGGCGCUCUGGUCGGCGCGGGACUGGGUUUCCUCUGGUUCAACGCGCCGCCGGCGAUGGUCUUCAUGGGGGACACCGGCUCGCUCUCCACCGGUGCGGCGCUCGGCCUCAUCGCGGUCAUGACCAAACACGAGAUCGUGCUCGCCAUCGUGGGCGGGCUGUUCGUGCUCGAAGCGGCCCCGAGUCCAAGCGGUCUCGGUGAUCGUGCAGCGCCGGCGGUGCCCGCGUGCUCUGUUGGGACGAUUUGCCGGCGGCGCGCGCGGCGGCACGGGACCAAGGCUUCGAGGUGCGACCCGCUGGCGCCCGAGGACGGCAUUGCCGCCCUGGUGCCAAGCCCCGGCGUCCCGCUCUCGCACCCCGCCAUCGUUGCCGCCCACGAUUCUGGCGUCGAGGUGGUCGGCGAUAUCGAGCUCCUCUGGCGCACGUUGCCGGAGCCCCGCUACAUCGGCGUCACGGGCACCAACGGAAAAUCGACGACGACGGCGCUCAUCGGUCAUUUGCUGCGUUCGGCCGGCGCCCGCCACGUUCGGGUCGGCGGCAAUCUGGGGACCGCCGCCCUCGAUCUCGCGCCGGUGCCAGGCGACGGGACCUUCGUCCUCGAACUCUCCUCCUACCAGCUCGAUUUGACCGUCGAGACGACCUUCGACAUCGGCGUGCUCCUGAAUGUCGCUCCGGACCAUCUCGACCGUCACGGAACCAUGGCGGCCUACGUCGACGCGAAGCGCCAGAUCUUCCGCCCCGGCCGGCUCGGGACUGCCGUCAUCGGCAUCGACGAUCCGAUCUCGCGCGUCGUCCACGAGUCCCUCCGGGAGCGGGCACAGCUCCAGGUGGUGCCGGUGACGGUGGCGGCUCGAUCGCGCCGCGGCGUUUCCGUCGCAAAGGGGAUUCUUCACGAGAAUGGCAAGGCGGUCUGCGACCUUUCGCAGGCGGCAGCAUUGCCCGGAACGCACAACUGGCAGAACGCCGCGGCGGCCUUCGCAGCGGCACGGGCCUGCGGGCUCCCGCCCGACCGGCUGGCGCAGGCGCUCCUGGAUUUUCCCGGCCUGCCCCACCGGAUGGAGAAGAUCGGCAGCGUCGGCGGCAUCCCGGUCAUCAACGACAGCAAGGCGACGAAUGCCGAGGCGGCGGCGCGGGCGAUCGCUUGCUUCGAGAAUGUCUACUGGAUCGCCGGCGGGCGGCCCAAGGAAGGCGGAAUCGACGCCAUCGCGCCCGUCUUCCCGCAUAUCGCCCAUGUCUUCCUCAUCGGCGAGGCCGAGGAACGCUUCGCGGCGACGCUCGAGGGCCAACUGCCGGUGACCCGCUGCGGCACCCUCGACCGCGCCGUCGCGGCCGCGCUCGACGCCGCCUGCCAGAACGGGCGCGAGGGCACCGUGGUGCUGUUCUCGCCGGCCUGUGCAUCGUUCGAUCAGUUCCGCGACUUCGAGCAGCGCGGCGAUCGGUUUCGCGCGCUGGUCCCCGUCGAUCGGGUCGUCGCCGGGGAGGAGGCUAAGACGUGCACGCGGUGA